CCGACCGCGGCCGAGUCACUGCAGAGAGCGAGCCAGGGGGGACCGCACAGCGACCUGCAGCUGACCGCGCCGGCGGAGCUCAGAGCCGGCUGAGAUCGCUGUCCCAGGGCAGCCAAGGAGGCGCGGGCAGCACAGCAAACGUCACAGGUAUCGCUCUGGACGCAGGAAGUGCGCAUCCCUUGGUUUGCCUUAAAAUAGGGUUUGAGUUUCCCUGUCAGCGUACAGUAUUUGGUGGAGCUGAACAGAAAAUUUACCGCCCGCCUCGGGGCGUCCUUGGCUGGCCCAGACCCGGGAGCUGUCUGCCAGCCGGAGCGUCCGAGGAGGAGCCUGCUCUUGCAGAGGGUCAGCCCUGCGCCUUGCCUGGCAAGAAGACUGUAGUCGUGGAAGUCAGCUACCUACUCAAGGAAUAUGAAGAUUUUAUUUGUCGAACCUGCCGUUUUCCUUAGUGCAUUUGCUAUGAGUCUGACCACCCCACUGACAACACAGUAUGUGUAUAGGAGAAUAUGGGAAGAAACAGGCAAUCACAGUUUUGCAUUUGAUAGUAAUAUUUCUGAGUGUGAACAAAAUGAAAACAGCACACUUUUUGCAUUCCAAAAGGAAGUUCAGAAAAAAGUGUCUCUUUUUAGUCUGCAGAUGGAACUAAGUGGGUUAAUUCCUGGUCUGGUGUCUACAUUCAUACUUUUGUCUAGUAGUGAUCAGCGUGGACGAAAAUUCCCUAUGAUUUUAUCUUGUAUUGGUAUUCUUGCAACUAAUGUUUGGCUAUGUUUGCUUUCCUAUUUUGCUUUUCCAUUCCAGCUUUUGAUUGCCUCUACUUUUAUUGGUGCUUUUUUUGGGAGUUUCAACACAUUUUGGUCAGCUUGUUUUGCUUAUGUAGUUGAUCAGUGUAAAGAAGAUAAACAAAAAACAAUUCGAAUAGCUAUAAUUGACUCCAUGCUUGGAAUUGUUUCUGGACUAACGGGGUUGUCGUCUGGCUAUUUUAUUAGACAACUAGGUUUUGUGUUGUCAUUUUUAAUUAUUGCUGUGGCUCUUGCUGUUAAUUUGGUCUUUAUUUUAUUUUUCCUUGGUGAUUCAGUGAAAGAGUCUUCAUCUCAGAAUGUUACUAUGUCAUGUAUGGAAAGCUUUAAAAACCAGUUUCAGCGAACUUACAUGCUUUUUAAAAAUGCUUCUGGCGAGCAGCGGUCUUUUCUCUGUUUAUUACUUUUCACAAUGGUCAUUUAUUUUUUUGUGAUAAUUGGCAUUUUCCCAGUUUUUAUCCUUUAUGAAUUGGGUUCCCCUCUCUGCUGGAAUGAAGUUCUUAUAGGGUAUGGAUCAGCUUUGGAUAGUGUCUCCUUUUUUAGUAGUUUUCUUGGAAUAUGGCUUUUUUCCUACUGCAUGGAAGAUAUUUAUAUUGCCUUCAUUGGAAUUUUUACCACCAUGGCAGGAAUAGUUGUGACUGCUUUUGCCAAAACCACGCUGAUGAUGUUUUUAGUCAGAGUGCUGUUCUUUUUUCUUAUUGCGCCUCUGUCUGUUUUGAGAUCCAUGAUGUCAAGAGUGGUUCGUUCUACUGAACAAGGUACCCUGUUUGCUUGUAUUGCAUUCCUAGAAACACUUGGUGGAGUCAUUGCAAUUUCUGCUUUCAAUGGAAUUUAUUCAGCCACUGUUGCUUGGUACCCUGGCUUCGUUUUUUUGCUGUCUGCUGGUAUAUUACUCAUUCCAGUGAUCAAUCUAUGUGCUGCCAAGUAUAUCAGCUGGAAUGAGGGGAGCUAUGCAGUUCUUGCACAGAGGGAGCCCAGAGAAGACACUUCAGGGAGAUGAUUUGGAACAUUAAUGGGACAUACGGUAAUUUUUGAGGAUUCCAGAUGAACUGUGCAAUCAGUGCUUUAUUAAUAAUCAAUGUUACACAGUCUUCUUUUUCCCAAACAAAACAGAAUCAGAGUCUGGGUUUCGCUUCUUCCAGCACUUUGGCACUUUGAGGACUUUGUGCUUAUCCUGCACUAUGUUUACAGUACACCAAAGAAAUCUCAGCGAACUUCUCAGUUUGGACCUAAAGAUAAAACUGAAACUAAAAAGUGAAAGGAGGAAUUAAGAAACUCUAAAGUCAAAAGCAAUAAUCUCACUGACAUACUCUGGUCACUUUAAUACUGAAACCAGGAAGAACUGUUUACCUCAAUCUCUUCACCUGCAAAAUGGGUUUCGGAUCACUGUCAGGGAAUUAGAAAGUAUAAUGAAAAAUUAUGAAAAACGACGGGUAUAAAAAUGAUUUAAAUUUCAAAUAAUGAUAUAAUUUCACCUAUCCUUGAGUAAUUGUAAUUCUUUGUUUUAUCGAGAGUCAAAGCUUUGAAUAGAUGCAUAAUCCUUAAAAGAGAAGCACUUUAAAGAAUAUACACUUCUUACUUUUCCCAAUUUAUUUCAUCAGUGACAAGCACAAUAUUUUUAUAUGUAACACAGGUGAUUGAGAAAAAUAUUGUAAAUAAGACUGUCUUAAAGAAAUUUAAAAACUGAACACGUAAUUGUGAUGAAAAGUAAUAUUGUUGAGCAAUGGUGGAAACCUAUGACACCACAGUGGGCACGCAGAGCCCUCUCUGUCAGUAUGUGAGACAAGUCACCCUAGCAGCCGAGCAGCUGUUUUUUCUAAACUAAAACCUCAGUUUCAGCUUUAACUGCAGUAUUGGCACUUUGCAAUAAAUCAGUGGAUUUUGGGUUGCAGUUUGGGCACUUGGUCCUUAAAAGGUUAGCCAUUGCAGCUAUAGAGCCAAUAUUCACUUCUUACUUCAGUAAAAGGAUGUCCACCUUCCAUUAACCUUGGCCAGGAAUUUUACGUUUAUUCUUUCUUUCCCAUCUCUUGCUCAUCCUCAGGGCAUUUCUAAAAUACAGAUCUUGCACUCUACAAGUCAGAAUCCUCAGCAUCUUUCAUCCAUAGGAAAAUGAUAAAACAAGGAAGCUAUCAUGAACUGUCCCCUCUGUAUCCUAUUAAGUAGUGCUUUAUACUCAUCCUGGGAUCCAUCCUCUCAGAAAAAAAAACACAUUCUCUUGUACCUCCGUGUCUUAUUACAUAGCUCCAUUUGCCUUUCCUCCCACCCAAUAUCAAAAUGAUCAGUCAAAACAUUGCUUCCCCUGUGUAGCUAAUUGUUUUUUGCUUUCUUUUUUUUUUUUGGUACCAGGGAUUGAGCUCGGGUCCUUGUGCUUGCGAGGCAGGCGACAGAACCCCUGAGCUAAAUUCCCGGCCCCUGUGUAGCUGAUUGUAUUAGUCACCUUCCUGUUGCUGUGACAGAUCACUGAACACUGCAGCUUAUAGGAGGAGAGAUUUUUGACGCAUAGUUUCAAUGGGAUCAGUCCA
This is a messenger RNA of Heterocephalus glaber (naked mole-rat), 3316 nucleotides long. The record is from RefSeq and is a predicted model, not a curated record. NCBI's taxonomy places the organism in Eukaryota, Metazoa, Chordata, Mammalia, Rodentia, Bathyergidae.